Molecule: messenger RNA, 3058 nt
Organism: Schistocerca cancellata (South American locust)
Lineage: Eukaryota; Metazoa; Arthropoda; Insecta; Orthoptera; Acrididae
Gene: Hakai
Product: E3 ubiquitin-protein ligase Hakai
Exons: 6
Coding region: 248-1438 (396 amino acids)
Biological process (GO): regulation of cell adhesion; protein ubiquitination
Molecular function (GO): ubiquitin protein ligase activity
Source: RefSeq, a predicted model, not a curated record
GCCCUCAAGGAUCUUCUUCCCGACGUGAUGUAUGACACACGAUAUGUGAACGAGUGAAUUAACCCGUGCAUGAUACUAUUUUUGUCUUUUCACAAGAAGAGUUGUUUUCUUAUCGUGUCCAAACAAUACAGUAGGUGCUAUGAAACAGUUAUAUCUCAGUCAUAAUUAUUUAUGGUGGAAGCGUGCAGAAAAGUCAGCAGUUAUUAUUGUGCGAUCCGCUGUGGAAUUUGUGGUUGGAGGAUGAGUAAUGGAAACUGAUGAUUGUAGAACCAAAAGAAUGCGCGGAAGAGCUCGAGGACGUGGUAGGGGGAGGGGAAGGGGAAGGGGCAGAGGACGUGGGAAGAAGGCAAUAAAGGUAAUUGAAAGUGAUGAGGAAGAAACUCCUCUUCAGGCACCAGAAGAAGUGACAGAAGGAAAUGAAGAAAACUUGCAGCCUCCAAAAAUCGAUCUUGAGGCUGACAUUUCACAGCUUGAGGCACCAACAUUCACAACUAUCAACCGAGGUCCUCCGGAACCUAUGUUACGACUUCGAUGGGACCAUCGUGUUAGCCUUAUGGGUGAAAAGGUUCUCAACCCCAUGAUUCACUGUUGUGAUAAAUGUUUGAAGCCAAUUCUGAUUUAUGGCAGAAUGAUACCAUGCAAGCAUGUUUUCUGCCUAUCCUGUGCAAAGCGCGAGGACAAAGUCUGUCCACGUUGUAUGGAAAAAGUAACCAGAGUUGAGCAGACAGGUCUGGGAACUGUUUUUAUGUGCACACAUGGUGGUACGCGCUAUGGAAACACGGGUUGCAGAAGAACAUAUCUUUCACAACGUGAUCUGCAGGCACACAUAAAUCACAGGCACAUAGCAGUGUCUGUCCAGGACCCACCACAGUUUCCUCUUGUUGUAACAACUGGUAGCAAUAAUAAACCAGAACCGUUACCUACAACAGCUGCUCCCCCACCUCGCAUGAAGCAUGAUCCCCGUUUACAGCGCUCACCUCCGCCUCCUCCACCACCACCCUUUGCUCCCCCACCAUCUCACAGGCCACCCAUAAUGUUUACUUCCAACCCGCCCCCCACAAUGCGUACUAAUCUCAUCACAGUACCAAUACAAGACUCGACUGCUCCACCACCUGUUAUUGUUGAUCCCCCACCUUCAGCACCUUACCACCAUUACACACAAGCACCACCACCACAAUAUACACCAUAUUCCGUUCCUCCUCCACAACCCAGUUACUACCAAGCACCACCAGGCUACCAAGCAGCACCUGUGGCACAGUAUGGUGGACAAGGUGCUGUUCCUCAAGGUACUGCUGCUGUUGCGGCAGCAGCUGCAGCUGCUGCAGCAGCUGCUGUGAGAGCUCCUCAGUACCAAGAACAACAAGUAGUUCAACCGUAUGGAGCCCCACCACCUCAGCAAUGGCAGCAUCCACCUAGCAAUCCAGCCUUUUACAGAUGAAGACUGUGGAUUUUCUUUCACUGAUUUUGAAAAAGAACUGUAGAUACAGUCUGAUAAUCAGUGUUAGAAGCUGACAAAAACUAUAGACAAAUUUUUAAAAAAUUAAAAUUUUGAGCAAAUGUUUGUUCAUUAGAGAAGCUUAUCUUUCGUAUGGUUGGCGAACUGUAAAAAUACCAUUCAGCCUCCACAAAGUAAUUAAAGAACAUUUUAUAUUGACAGUCUUUGGUGAAAAGAUUAUUGAUAUUUAGUUUUAAUUAUUACAAUUUGGUAAUGAUAGUUGUAAAAUGUGCGGUGGCCUUUUCUAUGAACAGUUUGUGCAACUAAAAAUUAAUUUUCCUGUGCAAAAUACUUUCUACAUUGUAAGUAAAUUUUGUAUCUAAUAUCUCGAGCGCUAUUAUUAAGUUUGAAAACUUGUAGCAGUCCAGAUAUUAUUAUUUAUCACUUGCUAAAAAAUCCAGAACAGAAAUACAGAUUGAUUUUGAAAAUUUUUGUCUUUUAUCAUGUUACAUGCAACUGGAAAACACACAAGUCACAUUAGUAGGCACUGAAUGAUGAUCUGAUGCUAGGUAAUUAAUGAGAUGGUGUCAAUGAGUUUACAUGAAUAGAAUAGGAUUUUGUGUCAUGUAAUUUCUAGUUCUACAUCGAUGAUCUGUAUUGUGUUAAAACUCACCUUCAUUCACAUAUGUCGAUCAACAUUCUACUGUUACGAUUAAUGUUUCCUGUUGCUGUUCGUGAAAAUUACUGCUCUCUAGUUACUGACAACUUUUUAGUGCCAGUAUGGUGGUGGUGGUGGUGGUGGUGCUGCUGCUGCUGCUGCUGCUGCUGCUGCUGGAAUGUUCAUGUUGUUCUCAUAAUAAUUAUAAAACAUUUCAUGUACUCUCCUAAUUUAACUAAUUUGAUUUCCUUGAAUUGUUGGCACCGAUUUUUUACUGCUGAUUAUAUUAUAGCGUGCAAUUUAUAGAAUUUUAAAGAUACUUUAUUUUUAUAUAUAUAUAAAUAUGUAAAAAAAUGGUAUUCUUCUGUGGAAGGAAAAGCCCCAUGUGGAUGUUAAGAUAAUGAAUAAUUAACUAAAAGGAUAAUACUACCUGAUGGUAUGGUAUGUGUGUACCUGAAGUCUUGUGACAUUGUCACUCAUUUUCAGAUCAAUGUCUGAUCUGAACUUCUCUUCCACGAACAAAUUAUACUACUCAACAGUGGAUAACGCAUUUUCUCUAUCAGUUGAUUCAGUUUCUUGACGACUAAAGUUUCAUAAAUUCCACUUUUUCUGUUGGCACUUAAAUACAUGCAGUUACUUCCAUUUCUUUCCUUUCCUUUCCUUUCCUUUUCUUAAAAUAUGGCAAAUAUGUUUUUCGGUUAAUAUCUAUGAGAUGUGUAGUUGAACUGAAUUGAAGGGUUCAUUUGAACAAAGUGCUAACCCACAAGAGCACCAUUUUUAUGGUACCAUGUUUAAACAAUUUUCACUGUGUUUAAUCCAUACUUCCACACUAUUUGUUAUAUAAUGCACAUAUUGUAUUAUGUGUAGCUCCUACUACUGUGCGCACUAACCAAGUAUUUGAGAACAAGAGCACUUAGAAACUUGCAACAAACUUUACAUGUAAUUUCAGACCAUUAAAAAAUUUU